CGCCAUCGGUAGUGCUCGGCGAUGAUUGGCUAAACUUACGGGUUGUAGAGUCCGGCAAAGUGUCCGCUGAUAACUGAACUGAAGAGGAAGUACUUUUUAAAAUGGAAAUAUAACAAAUCCUACUUUAACUUUCUACAGCCGAGCAGAGGGAGAAGGCAGCCAUGCCCGCUCAACCCCCUGUGAGGGAGCCGGAGGAGGAGAUGGAGGCAGAGGGAGAGUCACAACUCCCUGAGGCCAACGGAGAGGUGGAGCAACCGAGAGAGAAUGAAAGAGGAGGAGAGGAGACCAUGGAAGAGAGCACGGAGGAGAGGGAGACUGACAUGGAGGAGAGUGAAGAGGAGGAUGAGGAGGAAGAGGAGAGUUCGGAGAUGGAUGAUGAAGACUGUGAGCGGAGGAGAGGAGAAUGUCUGGAUGAGAUGUUGGAUCUGGAAAAACAAUUUCAGGAUCUGAAAGAGAAGUUGUUUCGGGAGCGGCUGAACCAAGUGAAAGUGAAGCUGGACGAGGUGCUGACAGGGAAGGCUGGAGAAUACAAAGAACCACUGGCUGCGCUACAGAACAGCAUGCAGAUACGAACACAAGUGGCUGGAGUGUACAGAGAGCUGUGUCUACAGGUGAUCAAACACAAGCACGAGUGUGAACUACAGGGAGCAAAGCAGCACCUGGAGAGUGAGCGGGCACUGCUGUUUGAUGCCAUGAAGACAGAACUGCUGGAAAAGAUUAGAAGACUGGAGGAGGACAGACAGAAUACAGACCUCACCUCAGAGUGGAGUGAUGACACGAGGGGCAAGAAGUGUAAAAGAAAGAACCUGCUGGGUCGGUCGGAGAGGAAAAAGAAAGUAGCUCUGGUUUCAGGGCCUUUCAUUGUCUACAUGUUGAGAGACAUCGACAUCCUUGAAGACUGGUCUGCUAUCAAGAAGGCAAAAGCAGCGCUGUCGCCACUAAAAAAGAAGGUUGAAAAGCGGUGAUAAUAGGAGCAUCUUAUUGAAGACCAGCGGCAAAGAAACCAAACUUAACAAACACACAUUCCCAGCUACACCCACUUUAACAGUUAAGGCUUUGUCUCCUCGACUGAAACCCAGCAGACUGUUGUGUUGUGUUUUUUUCUGCGUCUCUGACCCCAGCAGCCAACCACCCCACUGCUUAUUUAUCUAUUGCUAUUUAAAAUAAGGUCUUAAUGAUAUGACAACCAUGUAUUUAUAGAAGGAUUUUUAAUAGUGAUUAAAAUUUUAACCUUUUGUGACACAA
This is a messenger RNA of Micropterus dolomieu (smallmouth bass), 1245 nucleotides long. RefSeq names its product BRMS1 transcriptional repressor and anoikis regulator (gene brms1). Lineage: Eukaryota; Metazoa; Chordata; Actinopteri; Centrarchiformes; Centrarchidae. Bases 162 to 965 code for a protein of 267 amino acids. Gene Ontology annotation, biological process: negative regulation of transcription by RNA polymerase II. The transcript has 10 exons. Gene Ontology annotation, molecular function: histone deacetylase binding. The record is from RefSeq and is a predicted model, not a curated record. Gene Ontology annotation, cellular component: Sin3-type complex.